Messenger RNA from Haliotis rubra (blacklip abalone), 3520 nucleotides. Its product is annotated as lysosomal acid glucosylceramidase-like. Gene Ontology annotation, biological process: glucosylceramide catabolic process. Gene Ontology annotation, molecular function: glucosylceramidase activity. Bases 30 to 1580 code for a protein of 516 amino acids. The record is from RefSeq and is a predicted model, not a curated record. NCBI's taxonomy places the organism in Eukaryota, Metazoa, Mollusca, Gastropoda, Lepetellida, Haliotidae. The transcript has 10 exons.
ACAGUCACGAGUUCUGAACUGUAAACAAGAUGAGGAUUUUGAUUGUUUUCUUUGUAGCACAUUUAGUUUGUGUCGUGUCAUUGGCUCCAACUCCUUGUACCAAGAAGGACUAUGGGAAAGGGUCAUUUGUAUGUGUGUGUAAUGAGGUCAGCUGUGACACAGUGGAAGCUAAUACCCCACUGACCCGUGGGAUGUUGGCACAGUACACUUCAUCGUCAAGGCAACACAGACUCGACAAGCAAGUUCUCAAGUUUGAAGCCAAUGCAACAGGAUCUUAUACAUACACAAUCAACCGCACAGAGACUUUCCAGACUGUGAUUGGGUUCGGAGGAGCCUUCACAGAUGCUGCUGGUAUCAACAUCCUCUCUCUGCCUCCCAAGGCUCAGGACAACCUCAUCUCAUCCUACUUCGCUCCAACAGGUAUUGAGUACACUACUGGCCGUAUCCCGAUGGCGAGCUGCGACUUCUCCACACACACCUACUCCUAUGAUGACCACCCUAAUGACUUCAACCUCACUCAGUUCUCACUUGCCCCUGAGGAUCUCAAAUACAAGAUUCCUAUAGUACAGAAAGCAAUGGCAAUAAGUCAGCGAAAUAUUUCCAUAUUUGGAAGUCCGUGGAGUGCACCAGCCUGGAUGAAGACAAACAACAACAUGACUGGGAAGGGGUCACUGAUUGGUCAGCCAGGUGGACCGUACUACAAAACAUGGGCAAACUAUUUCAUCAGGUUUCUUCAAGAGUAUGAAAAGCACAACAUCAGCCUGUGGGGCCUGACAGCUCAGAAUGAACCGACCGAUGGGGAGAUCACCAAGUUCUUCUUCCAGUGCAUGGGCUGGACUCCCGAGCAGCAGAGAGACUUCAUCAUCCAGGAUCUGGGCCCUGCCCUGCAUCAGAACGGGUUCCGUGACGUGAAACUGAUGAUAUUGGAUGACACCAGGCUCAUGUUGCCCUACUGGGUGGAGAAGGUGUUCAUCUCCCCGGCUGCCAGGAAGUACAUCUCAGGUGUUGGUGUACACUGGUAUGAGGACCCCUUCCUCCCCACCCUCCCACUGGACAACACCCACAAGAACUUCCCUGACCUGUUCCUCCUGGCCACAGAGGCGUGCGAAGGCUCCAUGUUCUACCAGAUGGACAAAGUCAGCCUUGGCAGCUGGAGCAGAGCCCAGUCGUACACACGCUCCAUCAUACAGGAUCUGAACCACUGGGUGACCGGCUGGACAGACUGGAACAUAGCACUGGACACACAGGGGGGACCCAACUGGGCCAAAAACUUUGUGGACAGUCCUGUCAUUGUCAAUGCUACAGCCAAGGAAUUCUAUAAGCAACCCAUGUUCUAUGCCCUUGGCCAUUUCAGCAAGUUUAUUGUCCCAGGAGCUAAAAGGAUCUCUCUCUCUGAAAGUGGCGCCGUGGAAACAAUUGAGACAGUGGCAUUUCUUUUACCUGAUGACUCUGUGGUACUGGUCAUUCACAACAGCCUUGAUGGGGAGUAUUCAAUGACCUUACACGACCCUGACCUGGGAUAUGCCAAUGUCAAGUUGGAACCACUGUCUAUAAACACAUUCAUCUGGUGGAACAAAUGAGGAGUGUCCUGGGAUGUUUCAUAAAUGCAUUAGAGUAUUGUGUGUGUGUUGUACCAAAAUCAUUCUCUAAUUAUGAACUAUUUAUGUAAUGUAAUAAUGGCAAGAAAUACAUGUUCUGAGAUUGUGAGUGAGUGAGUUAGUUGGGUUUUACGCCGCUUUUAGCAGUAUUCCAGCAAUAUCACGGUGUUGGACACCAGAAAUGGGCUGCACACAUUGUACCCAUGUGGGGAAUGGAACCCGGGCCUUCAGCAUGACGAGCGAACGCUUUAACCACUAGGCUACCUCACCGCCCUGAGAAUGUGAUAUGAGAAUGUAUGGCUGUACUUGAAAAGUGUUUUGUGAUCUCAGGGAUAUAUUAACUUUACUGUAUAUAGAUGUGGGUUGAUGCAAGACUGUUCUUCUAAUGUAUUUUACCACUGGUAAGAUGUGUGAAAACCUGUUUCUGCAACAUUCCAGCCAUAGUUACCUAGACAUCCUCAAGGUUUUGCACCUGACAGUGUCUGACGUCAUCAGACAUGAUGUACAUAGUUGUCUCCCUUCCUGCAUGCUUCAGACACUGAUCAUGCUGGUGUGUCUGCAGGGACCUGGUGUCUAGGUUACAGGUCUCCUACAGGUAUAUAUAUAUAACACUGACACUGGAAGAUGAUUUAUUUUCUAACGUUUUAUAUGUGUUACUCUACCAACCCAUGUUAAGUGGCGAAUCUAGGAAGUUAUCCGAAAGCUAUGAGUACACAAUGUCUUUUAUAAAGUGGUCAGAUGCAAUAUAUGUUCCAUUUGGGAUUACACCUUCUACAGAUUCUAGAACAUAGUUUUGGAUGAGUCCCAUUCUGACACUCUCAGAUUCCAAAUUGCCAGUAAACGAGGUCUGUGAUAUAACCCACUCCGCCACAGCGACUUCCACUAAAAUGGAAGUUUGACAUACUUUGUUAACCCCUCUGACAAGUGACAGUUGGCAAGUCUACCCUUGCUGAAGCACUCUUGAGUACUUUACUGAGGAAUUGUAAUCCCAGAUAUAAGAUAUAUAACAUAUGUUUGCUUAAAGCAUCUUUCACAAGAAUUGCCACAGGGGUCAGUAGCACAGUUUGUUUCACUUUCAACACUUCAUUUGUCCCCUUGGUAAACAUCCACGCUAUCCUAGCAUAUACAAGUAAGUAAAGAUGGCUAAACGAGUCAGUUUCAGUGAGGAACAGGUAUUGUUUCGACUUGCAAAUGUUUUGUAUUCAGUUGCUUUGAGAAGACAACCCUCCUCUAUCCGGUAUGGGACACAGGGGACCAAGAAUAUGUUUUUUUCUAAUUAACCCAGUUUUACGUGAUGUGUUACACAUUAUAAUACAUAAGAAUAAUGCAGUCAGGCUUUUCAGUUUUUUUCCCAGCUAUUUAGUUUGUAUGGAACAAGAUUUGACAGUAACUGGAUUGCCUGACCACAAGGAGUGAGUGCAAUAAAUGUGUCUCUUAAUCGUGUUAUGAAUGCUCCAAAACCCCGAGUUGUGUCUGUUGAGAUUAUUAUAAAGGUUUGAACCCGAGGAAAUAUAUAUAUGUUAUAUUUAUUUAAUGUGUGAAUACUCAGCUACUGGCCAUGAUUGUUUGUUGAUAAAUGCUGGUGUAUUCCAUCUGUAUCACAGCGGUCGGUAGAUAACCUAGUCUGGACCCGACAAACCAGUGAUUGAUAUUAUGGUCAUUCAGAAAGUGUGUAUGUCUUAUCACCACAUCGGAUAUACAGUCGUAUUUAUCCAUAUUGUCCAUAUGUCCAUGUGAAAUCAAAGCAAUGGCGUUUGUUUGUAUAGAUAUAUAGUUUUGACCAUACUCUUAAAUUCUCUCAUAUUUGCCUCUAUAAACAUGAUCAGAAUGAUCAUCUAAGAGACUGGUUGUAGUAUUCAUGUUUCUCCACAAAGAUGACAUAAUUUGCUAAAAUCAAUAAAUUUAAGUGUUAUUUUCCCUCA